Histoplasma mississippiense is the source of this 855-nucleotide messenger RNA. RefSeq lists its product with no specific name. The transcript is spliced from 2 exons. Lineage: Eukaryota; Fungi; Ascomycota; Eurotiomycetes; Onygenales; Ajellomycetaceae. Bases 1 to 855 code for a protein of 284 amino acids. The record is from RefSeq and is a predicted model, not a curated record.
AUGAACUCAAACAAAUCAAGGUCUUGUAGUGGAAAGCGGCGCGCGGAAUCUCCUCCAUCAUCACAAACUGGUGAUACCAAAGGCACCACAAGAACCACAAGCACCACAGCCUAUAGUCGGAACUUCCAGCAGAACCUAAUCGAUCAUGGAGUCUAUCCACCGGAAUAUAGGUAUCCGGACCGUCGCAAACCAUCAAAACCGAGUAACUGGACGCAGAUCAACGAAAGACUAGCACAACCAAGAGCUUCACUUUCGCCCUCAAAGCUUUCUGAAGAUCGCUUUGAAGGCUUCCGAGAAGCAGACGCAUAUGCAUCUAAGGAGAAACCAGUUACAAAUUCGGUUGUACCCAUUCUUGAUGGCGAUGUUGGAGACCCUAAAUGUGUUGGAGGGGAUUACCUCUUUGGGAAUCUUGCUCCUUUGACUGAUGGCACGCUGGCUCAGGCCAAACCAGAUCACUUCUACGGCGCGCGUCCUGAACAGCUUGAUCGUCAAAUCCGCAACGAACUUAGUGACCAUAUCAUUCCAUCAACACAGGAUGACCUUCCAAUGCUGUACACAACUCAUCUCACCGAGCCCGAAGGCCCAGGCCAUCGCCCUGAGUAUAUUAUGACCCAACUCAAUACUUUGGGGCAUGACUGGGAACUUGGAAACGUUUCGGCAAGGGAGCAUGCGCAUAUCGAAAUGCUCGGGGACUGGGCAAAGGAAAAGAGGGGACGAAAUUUAUUAGGACAGCAAAUGGAAACGCACUCAAAGGCCUCAUCUCAACUUCUUUCAUCCGACAUCUCAAAGCCAAACGGGUUUCGGAGGGCAGUUUCCUACCGUGGACGAAUUCUGGAUGUAUCCGACGUGGUCUGA